AUGGUCAAGAUUGCUAUUGCAGGAGGCUCGAGUGAGCUGGCUAGUGAAGUUCUUGACAAACUUGUCGCAACGGGAAAACAUGAAAUAACUGCCCUGGUUCGAAAGGACCCUUCGCAAUUCCCACCUCGGGCCGGCGUUCGCUGGGUUCAGGCGAACUACCAAGACAAAGCGGAAUUGGUUCAGCUUCUCAAGGGCAUUCACACAGUACUAUCCUUCAUCGCAGCUCACCUUGACCCAGAAAAUCAGGCUCAAAAGAAUCUGAUUGAUGCAUCGGUUGAGGCUGGGGUUACACGCUUCGCACCAUCCGAAUGGUCAACUGGCGUUAAGCUGUCGUCUUCCCUUGAUGCAAUGCCUUGGUAUACUGGCAAGGUUGAAGUCAGUCAGUACUUGGAGAAUCUGAACAAGGAUAAGAAGGUUCUCCAGUAUAGUCGGUUCCAAGUAGGCUCCUUUAUGGAUUAUCUUUGCCACCCUUUCAAGGCGUCCAAGUAUAUCACCACGCUCCCGCUCAACAUUGACUUGGAAAAGAAACGCGCAAUUGUUGUUGAGGGCUCUCUGAACGAUGAAAUGACCUAUACAAGCGUUGGAGACAUUGCCCAUGUGGUCGCACGCGCUGUCGAUUAUGAAGGGGAAUGGCCCGUCAUUGGAGGUAUCCAGGGCGAUAAAAUCACCAUCGGGGAGCUCCUGAAAAUCGGCGAAAAGAUCCGAGGCGAGCCUUUCACGAUUGAGUGGCUCAAGAUGGAGGAUUUGGCGGCUGGAGAGCUCAAGACCGAUAAUUACCCUCGCAUCGACUUGCCUUCUAUCCCCAAAGACCAAGUAGAGGCAUUCUCCAAGAUGGCCAUUAUUGGAGUUCUCAUCGCCAUGACUCGAGGAGUUUGGACUGUGUCGGAUGAGUGGAACAAGAUUUUCCCGGACUACAAGUUCACUGGGGUUGAGGAGCUGCUGAAGGAAGUCUGGAAGGGACAUUAG
Fusarium keratoplasticum is the source of this 966-nucleotide messenger RNA. RefSeq names its product NmrA domain-containing protein. Lineage: Eukaryota; Fungi; Ascomycota; Sordariomycetes; Hypocreales; Nectriaceae. The transcript is spliced from 6 exons. The record is from RefSeq and is a predicted model, not a curated record. Bases 1 to 966 code for a protein of 321 amino acids.